Messenger RNA from Trichosurus vulpecula (common brushtail), 1894 nucleotides. It is a transcript of the gene DEUP1, whose product is annotated as deuterosome assembly protein 1. The record is from RefSeq and is a predicted model, not a curated record. The coding region runs from base 47 to 1894 and encodes 615 amino acids. Lineage: Eukaryota; Metazoa; Chordata; Mammalia; Diprotodontia; Phalangeridae. Gene Ontology annotation, biological process: centriole replication; de novo centriole assembly involved in multi-ciliated epithelial cell differentiation. Gene Ontology annotation, cellular component: centriole; deuterosome. The transcript has 14 exons.
CCUGCUGGAAUGCAGGCAGGCUAAAAGAUCAAGAAACCUAGGUAAAAUGGAGUCGCGUCUUGAGAUAGAGAACCCAGACCAGAAUCUAAUGGGAUCUUCUACAUGUGAGGCUGAGCUUCAAGAAUUAAUGGAACAAAUUGACAUCAUGGUAAGCAACAAAAAAAUGGAUUGGGAAAGAAAGAUGCGGGCUUUGGAGACAAGGUUGGAUCUUCGAGAUCAAGAAUUGGCAAAUGCACAAAACUGUUUGGAUCAAAAAGGUCAAGAGGUGGGCUUGCUUCGUCAGAAAUUGGACAGUCUGGAAAAAUGUAACUAUUUAAUGACUCAGAACUAUGAAGGACAACUUCAAAACCUUAAAUCUCAAUUUUCUAAGCUGACAAAUAGCUUUGAAAAGCUGAGAUUGCAGCAAAUGAAACAAUGUGGGACUCUUAAAAAAGAUGAAAUUCCAUUUGAAUUGAGCAACAUAAACCAAAAAUUAGAGGAAUUUAGAGCAAAAUCAAGAGAAUGGGACAAGCAAGAAAUACUGUAUCAGAACCAUCUGGUUUCUUUAGAUGCCCAACAAAAAUUAUUAUCUGAAAAGUGUGAUCAGUUUCAGAAACAGGCACAAAGUUACCAAUCUCAACUAAAUGGGAAGAAGCAGUGCCUAGAAGAUGCCAGUCUUAACAACCCUGAAAUUGCUCGGUUGACCUGCGAACCAGAGAUUAGUAGUGAUACUGUUGAAAGAGAAGAAUUCAUUAUCGAAAAACUGAAGUCAGCUGUGAGUGAAAUAGCAAUAAGUAGGAACAAGUUACAAGAUGAAAAUCAGAAGCUCCUACAAGAACUGAAAAUGUACCAAAGACAGUGCCAGACCAUGGAAGCAGGACUUUCAGAGGUGAAAAAUGAAUUACAGUCACGUGAUGAUCUCUUGAGAGUUAUAGAAAUGGAACGACUACAGUUACAUAGAGAAUUAUUAAAAAUAAGAGAGUACCAAAACUUUCAAGAUAAUCAAAAAAGGCUUGAGCCAUCCUAUUCACAUAUCCUGAAAGAAGCAGAAAGAAAAAAGAAAGAGUUAUUCUCCUUGACACCUGACCAGGCAAAUCAGGAAAAGGACUUGAACAAGAUAAGAGCCAAUCUUUAUCAGGAAGAACAGUCCCCCAGCUCUGAGCAGGAAAGAAUGAGGAGUGAAAUCUCUGACCUGACAGAAGAGCUUCAUCAGAAGGAGAUCACUAUAGCAACUGUCAUGAAGAAAGCUGCUCUUCUGGAAAGACAGUUAAAAAUGGAGUUAGAGAUAAAAGAGAAAAUGUUAGCAAAACAACAGUUGUCAGAUAUGAGAUAUAAAGCUGUCAGAUCUGAAAAUACACAUCUGAAAGGAAUGAUGGGAGAUUUGGAGACUGGAAGAUACCUGAACGUAGAUUACUGUAACAAGGAGCAUGCAAGAUACACAGCUUCUAUUAACAAACUGGAGUAUGAGAAUGAAAGACUCCGAAGUGAUCUCGCCAAACUUCAGGCUAAUGGAAAAUCAGCAUGGACCAGUCCAAAUGCAUAUGAUGAAACAGCAAGACAAGCCUAUCAAGCCCAAAUAAAGAUGAAAGAAAACGAAGAUAGGCUCAUCCAAGAUUGUGAACCAAACUUAGGUGUGAUAACUACAUCAUCACCUAUGGCAUUUCAGCCCCAAUGUAAUGUGUUUCCUGUCCAAGAUACUACAAGCCCUUUAGGGAGUGAAGAUGGAGUCUAUCCAUUGUCUCCCCCAGAGAUGUCAUUCCCUGCUUCUUUGGCAGCACAGCAUUUCCUUAUGGAAGAAGAGCAACGAGCAAAAGACCUGGAAAAGCUUUUAAAUACACAUAUAGAUGAACUGCAAAGACAUACAGAAUAUACUCUCAAUAAAUACACCAGGCUAAAACAAAAGAGACAUAUAUGA